Molecule: messenger RNA, 1283 nt
Organism: Phyllopteryx taeniolatus (common seadragon)
Lineage: Eukaryota; Metazoa; Chordata; Actinopteri; Syngnathiformes; Syngnathidae
Product: high-affinity choline transporter 1-like
Exons: 8
Coding region: 45-1283 (412 amino acids)
Biological process (GO): acetylcholine biosynthetic process; transmembrane transport; choline transport
Cellular component (GO): plasma membrane
Molecular function (GO): choline:sodium symporter activity
Source: RefSeq, a predicted model, not a curated record
CAAGUGGGGAAAGUUUUGUCAUAGAGUCAUUCCCUCCAAGCAAAAUGAGUGUGAACAUCCCAGGCAUUGUGGUGAUGGUGCUCUUCUACCUGCUGGUGCUGUGUACUGGCAUCUGGGCUUCGAGGAAGACCAAACAGAUGCCUAAGAACGGACAGGCAAAUCAGAUGGACAUCACACUGCUGGCAAAUAGAAGCAUUCAUCUGAUGGUGGGAGUCUUCACCAUGACAGGUACGUUCAUUGGAGGAGGCUUCAUUGUUGGACUCAGUGAGAUCAUUUACACUCCAGACUUGGGCCUGGCCUGGGCUGUCAUGCCAAUUACAAUCAGUUUGUCUUUUCUGAUCGGGGGACUUUUCUUUGCCAAAACAAUGAGAGACAAAAAGUAUGUGACAAUGAUGGACCCAUUCCGAGAAAAAUAUGGAACAGUAAUCAGUGGAGUUUUGUCUGUGGCACUGAUCAUGGCUGAUGUAGUCUGGGUGCCAGGAACUCUCACUGGCUUGGGUGCAUCAAUGAGCGUGAUCCUGGAUUUGUCAUACACACAUUGUAUUUGGAUUUCGGCUGCAGUGGCCAUCAUCUACACACUGCUGGGGGGACUCAUUUCUGUAGCCUACACAGACAUCGUUCAGCUGACGCUAAUGUUCUUUGGUCUGUGGAUCUGCGUCCCUUUCCUGCUGAGGAACCCCUACUCGGCAGACAUCACUACGACUGCUUUAAACUUCACCUACCAGGCUCCCUGGGUUAGUUCUGUUGACUCAGACAGAAUGUGGAGGUGGAUUGAUCAAACUUUAUUGUUGAUUUUGGGAAACUUGGCCUGUCAAGACUACCACCAGAGGAUCCUGUCAGCCUCUUCCUCAGCCACGGCCAGGAUGGUCGGCUUCAUUGCCGCUCCCAUUGUCAUCAUCUUUGCAAUCCCAGCUGUCUUGAUUGGAGCAGUUGCAGUAUCGACAGACUGGAAUAAGACGGGAUAUGGCUCCCCAUCUCCAUUUGAACGCGGAGAGACCAGUCUGAUCAUGCCCAUUGCUUUGCAGCACCUCACCCCAAAUUACAUAUCCAUUAUUGGUAUUUCUGCAACAACUGCUGCAGUGAUGUCAUCAAUGGACUCACUUCUAUUGUCAGCAGUCUCUCUCUUUGUGACCAACAUUUAUAAGAGUAUCUUAAGAAUGAAGGCAUCAGAUCAUGAAAUAAAGUGGGUGAUCAGGAUUACUGUGCUGUUGACCGGCCUCACCGGCACAUCCCUCUUUUUGUGUACGACAUAUUCAUAUAGCUACCAUUGUUUUGUAAAUUAA